AUGGUUCUGACAACAGGCACCGGUGCUGAAAGCACUGUCGCAAGAGAUGAGGAAACACCGUUGCUGGGCAAUGUGCCUGUAAAGAGAAGCUCUUGGAUGCGUCAAAUGCGAAAGGAUGUAACCAUUUCGUGGUCAGACGCUGUGUUGCUUACCUGUUAUGCCGUUACUGGACUCCUUGAUAGUUCCUCUAUCCAAGUCUGGGGAACCUUUGUUUCUAUGCAGACUGGAAACACCGUCUAUGUCGGUCUCGGCCUCGCAAGCUUCAUGACAUCGACUCCCGGUCCUCGUCUGUACAAAUCUGCACUCUCUAUCGCAUCCUUCUGUAUCGGAUCUUCACUCUUCGCCGCCUUCCACCGUCUCUUCUCACCGAGACGUCGUUGGGUUCUCUGUGCCUCAUUCACCCUUCAAGCCCUUCUCACUAGCGCAGCCGCACUCAUCGUCACGUUCAGUCCACCUGGUCGAAACACAGAUGAACUUGCGUGGAAUGUCUUGGUGCCCAUAAUACUCAUGGCUUUCCAGAGCUGUGGACAGGGUGUUGCGAGUCGAGCUCUGAAGCAGAACGCCCUUACCAGUCUUGUCCUGACAAGUGUGUACUGUGACUUGUUCUCGGACAGAGACCUAUUUGCAUUGGAUAACGUCAAGAGGAACCAACGUUUAGCUGCGCCUUUGCUGCUUCUUUCCGGUGUUUUUGUAGGUGGUCUGUUUGCGCAGAGCUCGGCCGGCAUUACGGGAGCCUUGUGGAUUGCUGCUGGUUUAAAGAUGUGCAUGGUCCUCGCGUGGUUCGUCUGGCCGUCAGAGGAGGAGGAUGGUGAGACAGAAGAGGAUUAG
Messenger RNA from Fusarium coffeatum, 828 nucleotides. RefSeq lists its product as uncharacterized. The record is from RefSeq and is a predicted model, not a curated record. The transcript is spliced from 2 exons. Lineage: Eukaryota; Fungi; Ascomycota; Sordariomycetes; Hypocreales; Nectriaceae. Bases 1 to 828 code for a protein of 275 amino acids.